CUGGAAGAUUCUGCAGGAAUCUUAUGAGUGGACCCCAUUUCAUUCGUUUAUUGUGGGGACUCUUUCUCUGAGCUAGGUGGUUAGCCCUCCUUCACAAAGUCACAACGCACAUUCUUUGGUUUGGACUAAAGGUUCCAGGAGCCAAUGACUGGGGUAGACUGAUACACACUCCUCACAACAAAGAUGUCAAAGAGACCAUCUUAUGCCCCUCCCCCUCCCCCUGCCCCUACAACUCAAAUGCCCAACACUACCGGGUUUGUGGGGUACAACCCAUACAGCCACCUUGCCUACAACAACUACAGACUGGGAGGGAGCCAAAGCAGCAACAGUCGGGUAACGAAUUCCUCUGGAAUAAAUAUCCCAAAGCCACCCAAGCCGCCUGAUAAGCCACUGAUGCCAUAUAUGAGAUAUAGUCGGAAGGUUUGGGAUCAAGUAAAAGCCUCCAAUCCUGAUCUGAAGCUAUGGGAAAUUGGGAAGAUAAUCGGUGGCAUGUGGAGGGACCUCACUGAUGAGGAGAAACAGGAUUAUUUGAAUGACUACGAAGCAGAGAAGAUUGAGUAUAAUGAGAGCAUGAAGGCCUAUCACAAUUCGCCAGCCUACCUGGCCUAUGUCAAUGCAAAAAGCCGGGCAGAGGCAGCUCUGGAAGAGGAGAGCCGCCAGAGGCAGUCCAGACUGGACAAGGGAGAGCCUUACAUGAGCAUUCAGCCAGCGGAGGAUCCAGAUGAUUACGACGAUGGGUUUUCAAUAAAGCACUCAGCUGCAUCUCGUUUCCAACGCAACCACCGUCUGAUCAGUGAGAUCCUGAGUGAGAGCGUAGUCCCAGAUGUGCGCUCAGUUGUUACAACUGCUCGCAUGCAGGUCCUGAAACGGCAAGUCCAGUCUUUAAUGGUUCAUCAGAGAAAGUUGGAGGCAGAGUUGCUUCAAAUUGAAGACCGCCACCAGGACAAGAAAAGAAAAUUCAUCGAUGCUACAGAGUCAUUCACAAAUGAGCUCAAAAGGCUGUGUUGUAUGAAGGUGGAAGUGGACAUGGAGAAGAUUUCUGCAGAGAUUGCUGCAGCAGAAGAGGCAGCCCGCAAACGGAUGGCAGAACGAGAGAAGGAUGCAGGAGACCGAGGUGCAAGAGAGGCCCCAACCUGUGUCUUAGCAGAGGAAGAAAAGCACAUUUGUGCAACACAUGGCAACAAGUCCCAGCAAAACUCUCUCAGUGAAACUAUCAACAAGGAAGGAGAGGACACAGAAUCCAGCACCACUGACACACCAGGGAAGCCCAAGACCUCAGAGGAGCCUGAGGUUCACCUAGGCAGUGAGGAGGGGGUGUCAGAGGACAAGGAGAGCGUCCCAGAGGGAGCAAUGGAGGAGGGAACCAGCGACAGUAACACAGGCUCAGAGACCACCUCUGCUCAGACAGAAGAUGCCCCGACUAGUGAGCCAUCAGAGGGGCCAAGCAAAGCAAGAGCAGCCAACUGAGUUCAUCGCCUGACUGUUUGUGAAUUGUAAGGCUGUCAUUAUAUCUGCUAGGCUCUGAUAUCAUCCUCUGAGAACAUAUAUUGCACAGUAUCAUCUCAGUUUGUCAAAGCGUUCAGAUGGGCUUAAUAAGCUUGAGGCAGUGAUGAAAGUUUGAGUUUGAAAGCCUAAGACUCACAUACAUUCGCUGAAUACAAAUAAAUGAAUGAAAAGUAAAGCACUUGAAGCCGACAAAGCAAUGGUCCUGUCGAAAAUAAGUGCCACAUAAGCCCAUGUGAAAGCACCGAAGAACCCAUUCAGGCCCUUUUCAGCACAUAUUGAUACAUAUCUCUAGCACUAUGUCUGGCAGUUCCCAGAUCGUCACAAAUUAAGACUUGCUAUGUGAAAAAAGCUGUUGCAUAAAACAGACAUUGCUCAGUGUUA
Messenger RNA from Acanthopagrus latus (yellowfin seabream), 1887 nucleotides. RefSeq names its product SWI/SNF-related matrix-associated actin-dependent regulator of chromatin subfamily E member 1-like. The record is from RefSeq and is a predicted model, not a curated record. The transcript has 11 exons. Gene Ontology annotation, biological process: negative regulation of DNA-templated transcription. Gene Ontology annotation, cellular component: SWI/SNF complex. NCBI's taxonomy places the organism in Eukaryota, Metazoa, Chordata, Actinopteri, Spariformes, Sparidae. Gene Ontology annotation, molecular function: nuclear receptor binding; nucleosomal DNA binding. Bases 184 to 1467 code for a protein of 427 amino acids.